This is a messenger RNA of Drosophila takahashii, 1711 nucleotides long. The record is from RefSeq and is a predicted model, not a curated record. NCBI's taxonomy places the organism in Eukaryota, Metazoa, Arthropoda, Insecta, Diptera, Drosophilidae.
CCAAAGAUCCCGAACUCAGUUCAUUUUUUUAUUCGUAGUCUCUUGGAUGUUAUCAAAGAUUUCAGUAGUUUUUUAUUAUUCCCAAGUAAUCGGUUCGAGUUUGAUCAGCAGUAAAGACCCCACAACCAGGAGUUUAGCAAGUAUUUUAACCAGCAAUGGACAACACGGCAGCCAGGGUGGUGUACGCCAAUCAUUUCUAUGCCCACAACUACACCGGAGCAACCAUCCAGCAGCAGCAAUCACAAGCGCAGCUCCAGAAUCCGAGUCACCAGAUGUAUCACGCCAGCUAUAUGGACCUUAAUCUCAAUCUCAGUCUUGGCCACAAUUCCAAUCCUCAAGCGAGUGUGGGUUCCGGCCUGAGUCCCCGGGGGGUUUACAAUGAUCUCUAUCGAUUUGAGGAUGGCGGUGGCGAUGCCAGUGGAUCCUUGUUACUUGGUCAAGAUGAAGACCACUUUUGUGGAGGCGGCGGUGGAGAGGAGGAGGCGAUAUCACCCUCUUCCUCAGUGGUGGCCAGCACCUCAUCCUCCUGCCCCACGACCUCGGGAGAGUCCUUGAACCUGGAGACGGAGACAAACCAGAGGGAGCAAGGAGAGAUGACGGAACUUGAAGAUCUAAAUGAGCUGACCCAUCGACCGCCCUUCUCACCCAACAUGGGUGGCAACACAUCCUACAUGGUCUUCCCGCGCACCGCAGCCGACUUUAUGCCCCGCCUGCCGCUACCCAGGCAUCCGCCCUUCAUGAACGUUGGCCAGGAGCAGUUCAUCAUUCAGCAGGACACCGUAUUUGUCCUGGGAAUGCGACUCAAUGUGACCAAGAAUGAUAUUAUCAUGUAUUUCGGAAAACUGGGCAUGAUCAAGAUGGACGAGGGAACGAAUAAACCGAAGAUUUUCGUCUACAAGAACAAGAUGACGGGUCGGUCAAAGGGUGAGGCCACCAUUACCUACACCAGUCCCUUCUCCGCCCAGGCGGCUAUCAGUUGCUUAAGUGGUGCCAAGUUCAUGGGCCAACCGCUGACCGUCCUGCCCGCUUAUUUGUCCACCAGAAGGGGCAGUGUCCGCUACAGUUAUCCAAGGGAGUUGAACACAGCGGAUCAGCAGCGUCGCCAGCGGGUGCAGAAAUGGAAGCCGGCGAGCGAUAAUUGGGUGUGCAUGCUGUGCAGGAAUAGCAAUUUUGUUUGGCGCUCCAGCUGCAACAGGUGUCAGGCGUCCAAGAUAGCCGCUGCCAAGGAUCAGGGAGGAUCGGGCAGCAAUGCCCGUCGCUGGCGGCCACAGAAGACCGAUUGGCCCUGCGGUUUCUGUUUUAAUCUGAAUUUCUGGUAUCGCGUCAAGUGCAAUCGAUGCCACGCCCCGCGCUCCGAUGAUCCGCCGCCGCCCAGCUCGGAAACUCAGGAGCAGGAUCAGGAGGAGGCCGAGGAGGAGGAGGAUACCUGGGAGCUGUUGCUCAAUCAACCCAAUGCGGAGUAGGGCCAACCAUCCCAUCCCCAUCCCAUUUGUGUAUGUAAACGUAUCUCGUACCCGUUACCGUUUGUGUAUCUCAGCAUCCGUUUGUACGUGUCUAUUGACGAACCACAGUUCUACUUUCCUCGAAAAAUUUAAAGUGAUUGGAACUUUGAAUCCCGCUCUCAAACGCAGCUAAAAACCAAAAAGAAGAAAGCAACCACAAACUCCCGAAAUUCCUGUUUAUGUCAGAUCUUAAAAAGAGCUCUUCCAAU